Conger conger (European conger) is the source of this 2950-nucleotide messenger RNA. It is a transcript of the gene mlh1, whose product is annotated as mutL homolog 1, colon cancer, nonpolyposis type 2 (E. coli). The transcript has 19 exons. Gene Ontology annotation, cellular component: MutLalpha complex. The coding region runs from base 390 to 2636 and encodes 748 amino acids. Gene Ontology annotation, molecular function: mismatched DNA binding; ATP-dependent DNA damage sensor activity; ATP binding. NCBI's taxonomy places the organism in Eukaryota, Metazoa, Chordata, Actinopteri, Anguilliformes, Congridae. The record is from RefSeq and is a predicted model, not a curated record. Gene Ontology annotation, biological process: mismatch repair.
ACGGCGACAGAAAAACGGCGCUCUUGCCAGGGCCCACAGUUUUUUCUCUGAUUGGCCAACGUGACAUGUCACGUGAACAUGGUCAUGUUGUCCCUUUUUCAACAAUGCUGCUUUCAAGCAAAUAAGUGACGUCAAUACAGGAGUUAUAUCUACUUGGAUUUUCUUCGAGAACGACAAAAUGAUGUAUAGUAGGCCUAGUCUUAUAAAAGAACCUGAACAUAAAGGCAUUUUAUGAACCCUGUUUGUGACACAGUGCUGGUCUACACGUUUAUUUAUGAAAGGGUUUGACAUUUUACGGAAAGUUAAUUGGCCAGAUUUAAUAUCUAUCGUGAAUUUGUUAAUGUUGUCACUUUUGUAUCACUUAACACAUAGGUAGCAUUGAAACUAAAAUGAACUAUAGUUGUUUUUUUAACGCCCUUUGCUGCUUCAGUGUUCAUGUUAUACUCAGAUAUUACACGCAUUAUUAUUUGAUCUCAGCAAAGCGUGUUCUGCUGGACCUGAAACAUAACAACAUUUCAAAUAUCCACCAUCUUUGUUUGGAUGCCCAUGCCACCAGUAUUCAGGUCACUGUUAAAGAAGGCGGACUAAAACUAAUCCAGAUUCAGGACAACGGUACAGGGAUCAGAAAAGACGAUAUGGAAAUAGUUUGUGAAAGAUUUACCACAAGCAAGCUCGAGAAAUUUGAAGACUUGAACGCCAUCUCUACCUAUGGUUUCAGGGGAGAGGCCCUUGCUAGUAUCAGCCAUGUAGCUCAUGUAACCAUAACAACCAAAACGGCAGAUGGAAAAUGUGCUUACAGAGCCAAUUAUUGUGAUGGCAAACUGAAGGCACCUCCAAAACCCUGUGCAGGAAACCAGGGGACCCAGAUCACUGUGGAGGAUUUGUUUUAUAAUGUCUCCACCCGGCGAAAGGCUCUGAAGAGCCCCAGUGAGGAAUAUUCCAAAAUUGUGGAAGUGGUGAGCAGGUAUGCAAUACACAACUCUGGGAAAAGCUUUGCAGUUAAAAAGCAAGGGGAGACGACAGCAGACGUGAGAACCCUGUCUGGUGCCUCCACUGUGGAUAAUAUCCGAGCAGUAUUCGGGAAUGCUGUGAGCAGGGAGCUGAUUGAAGUUGGAUGUGAGGAUCAGAAACUUGCUUUCAAAUUGAAGGGGUUCAUCUCCAAUGCUAAUUACUCCGUCAAGAAGUGCAUCAUCUUGCUCUUCAUCAACCACCGGCUGGUGGAAUCGAGUGCUCUUAAAAAAGCCAUAGAAACCGUGUACGCUGCAUAUCUUCCCAAAAACACGCACCCUUUUCUUUAUAUCAGCCUAGAAAUCGCUCCACACAACAUUGAUGUUAAUGUCCACCCCACCAAACAUGAGGUUCACUUCCUACAUGAAGACUGCAUCAUCGAGAGUAUCCAGAAACACAUUGAGAGCAAACUACUGGGGUCUAAUUCUUCUAGAACCUACUUCACACAGACUCUGCUCCCAGGCCUGUGUGUCUCCUCUGCGGACCCAAAACCCAGCAGCUCUGGGUCUGAGCCCUCUGACCGGGUUUACGCUCACCAGAUGGUUCGGACAGACUGCCGGGCCCAGAAGCUGGAUGCCUUCCUGCAGCCCAGCAACAGGCCUGUCCCAGUUCCACAGACUCAAUCGGCAUCUGCUGACCAGGCCGUGGACCCGAUGGAUAAAGCCAAAAAUGCAGCAGAGGAGCUGGAGGAUGUAGACAUGCUGGCUGCACUGGAGGAAGCUGGGCCUGGUGAAUUGGAGGAUAUGCAGGGCGAUAACCCUAGACCUUCUCAAAUGAGCUCUAGGAAGCGACCUCGCGUGGGCCAGGAGGGCGAGGAGGAGGAACUCACUGCGGCUUCCAUCCCGAGGAAGCGUAAGAUCAAACUCCACAGUGUGAAGGAGCUGCGGAGCGAAAUCACAGAGCGAGCACACGCAGGCCUGGGAGAGAUGCUGCAAAACCACUCAUUUGUGGGCUGUGUGAACCCGCAGUGGUCCCUCAUCCAACACCAGACUAAACUUUACCUGCUCGACAUCACCAAGCUCAGCCAGGAGCUGUUCUACCAGAUUUUGAUGUUUGACUUUGGAAACUUUGGUGUCUUAAGAUUAUCGAUGCCGGCUCCACUCUAUGACCUGGCAAUGUUGGCCCUGGAGAUGCCGGAGAGUGGUUGGUCAGAGGAGGAUGGGCCGAAGGAGGGCUUGGCCAAUUACAUUGUGGACUUCCUGAAGAAGAAAGCCGAGAUGCUGGAGGACUAUUUCUCUAUGGAAAUUGAUCAGGAUGGAAAUCUGACAGGCUUGCCUCUGGUCCUCGAUAACUACAUCCCACCGAUGGAGGGACUUCCCAUGUUUAUCCUGCGAUUGGCCACAGAGGUGAACUGGGACAGUGAGACGAACUGCUUCAGGGAUUUCUGCCAGGAGUGCAGUAUGUUCUACUCCAUCAGGAAGAGGUUCAUUGUGGAAGAAUCUCCUGCGGCACAGCAAAGUGGGGAGGAGCCAGGCUUCAGUGGAUGCUCUUGGAAAUGGAAUGUGGAGCACCUCCUCUUCAAAGCCUUCAGGACACUGCUCAGCCCGCCCAAGCACUUCACUGAGGAUGGCAGUGUCCUACAGAUUGCCAAUUUACCCGACCUUUACAAAGUGUUUGAGAGGUGCUGACACUACCACUCCUUCAGAAAGAAAUGUCUUCUGUGACUUCUUAUUGGAUUGCUUCAAGCUCGGUUCCUCUGUAGUUACUUCAGAAACACAGGAGAUAUACCCGGCUACAGACGGAUACACAUGGACACCUACAUUUACAGCUUCGGUUUCAAAACUGUGGUCUCACAGGGUCUGUUCUUUGAGGGCAACUGUUUCUGGACUUCUCAUCCUUUAGUGGUGAUGUAACAUAACUGCUGUUCAUUGCCUGACUGCUCUAUUAUUGAGUAAGAUAUAUUUUUAAAAUUUCAUUUAAAAAAUAAAUUUUUUGCAAUUAA